Molecule: messenger RNA, 1599 nt
Organism: Rangifer tarandus platyrhynchus (Svalbard reindeer)
Lineage: Eukaryota; Metazoa; Chordata; Mammalia; Artiodactyla; Cervidae
Source: the annotation of a GenBank genome assembly
AUGUUUCCUCUGACUGUGGAAAACAAGCGUGUCGCCCAGUUGUUGCUCAGUACUGGUACCUGUCCAAGAUGUAUCUUCAGAUUCUGUGGUGUGGAUUUUCAUGCACCAUACAAACUUCCCUACAAGGAGUUGCUCAGUGAACUACAAAAAUUUCUAGAAGCUGAAGAAGAUGAAUUAGUUUCUGAAGUUCCAAACCCACCUCCCAAGAAAAUUCGACUCCAAGAACCAGAAGAUUGGACUGAUGGGAUGGAUAGUCUGAGUCAAAAUGGAGAGGGAAAGCUCUCGGUGACUGAAGAUGGAAGCAGUUCUUCCAAGAAUUCGAAUUUAAAUGUAUGCAAUGUAUGCCUAGGAAUUCUUCAAGAUUUCUGUGAAAAAGAGUUCAUUAAAAAGGUGUGCCAAAAGGUUGAGGCCUCUGGGUUUGAAUUCACCAACUUGGUAUUGUCAGUCUCCUUCCCACCACAGCUAUCUGUAAGAGAGCAUGCUGCUUGGUUGCUGGUAAAACAGGAAAUGGGAAAGCAGAGUCUGUCGCUGGGAAGAAAUGAUAUAGUUCAGCUAAAAGAAGCCUACAAAUGGAUAACUCACCCCCUGUUUUCAGAGGAACUGGGUGUUCCCAUUGAUGGAAAGAGCUUGUUUGAAGUGAGUGUGGUCUUUGCUCACCCAGAAACAGUUGAGGAUUGCCACUUCCUACGUGCAAUAUGCCCAGAAUGUUUCAAGCCAGCCAAAAACAAACAGUCAGUAUUCACUAGAAUGGCAGUUAUGAAAGCUUUGAAUAAGAUAAAAGAAGAGGAUUUCCGCAAGCAGUUUCCUUGUCCUCCAGACUCACCAAAGGCUGUAUGCACUGUUCUUGAAAUUGAAUGUGCUCAUGGUGCUGUUUUUGUGGCUGGGAGAUAUAAUAAAUACUCCAGGAAUCUACCACAAACUCCUUGGAUAAUUGAUGGAGAAAGGAAGCUGGAAUCUUCAGUGGAAGAAUUAAUUUCAGACCAUCUUUUGAAAGUGUUCAAAGCAGAAAGCUUUAAUUUUUCUUCCUCUGGAAGAGAAGAUGUAGAUGUGAGAACAUUAGGAAAUGGAAGGCCCUUUGCAAUUGAGCUGGUGAAUCCUCAUAGAGUACAUUUCACUUCACAAGAAAUUAAGGAACUUCAGCAGAAAAUUAAUAACUCAUCUAACAAAAUCCAAGUCCGUGACUUGCAGCUUGUCACAAGAGAGGCAAUAGGACAUAUGAAAGAAGGUGAAGAGGGGAAGACCAAGACCUACAGUGCCUUAAUAUGGACAAAUAAAGCAAUACAGAGGAAGGACAUUGAAUUCCUAGAUGACAUAAAGGACUUAAAGAUUGACCAGAAAACACCUUUACGGGUCCUUCACCGGAGGCCCCUGGCUGUGAGAACUCGCAUCAUUCACUCCAUGGAGACAUGCUAUGUGGACGAGCACCAUUUCCGCCUCUCCCUGAAGACUCAAGCUGGAACCUACAUUAAAGAGUUUGUACAUGGAGACUUUGGAAGAACCAAGCCAAACAUUGGCUCUCUGAUGGAGGUGACUGCAGACAUUCUUGAGCUGGAUGUUGAGUCUGUAGAUGUUGACUGGCCCCCUGCUCUGGAUGACUAG